GCCGAGGCCGUCCGCGCUCGCGCCUCGCCGGCCCCUCCUCCGGUCGCCGCGGCCGUCGCGCCGCCGCUGCAGGGUAGCUGACAGCCAGGAGAAAUAGGUUGGAAAAUGCAAAACAACGAAAUCAUAAAACCUGCCAAAUACUUCUCGGAGUUGGAAAAGAGCAUCCUGCUUGCUUUGGUAGAAAAGUACAAGUAUGUGCUGGAAUGCAAGAAAAGCGAUGCGCGAACUAUUGCGCUCAAGCAGCGCACCUGGCAGGCGCUCGCCCACGAGUACAACUCUCAGCCCAGCGUGUCACUGCGGGAUUUCAAGCAGCUGAAGAAGUGCUGGGAGAACAUCAAGGCUCGGACCAAAAAGAUUAUGGCCCAUGAGAGGAGAGAGAAGGUGAAACGGAGCGUCAGCCCCCUCCUGAGCACCCACGUCCUCGGGAAGGAGAAGAUCGCCAGCAUGCUGCCCGAGCAGCUGUACUUCCUGCAGAGCCCCCCCGAGGAGGAGCCCGAAUACCACCCCGACGGCGCCGCCCAAGAAUCAUUUGCUGUUUCAAAUAGAGAACUGUGCGAUGAUGAGAAAGAGUUCAUACAUUUUCCAGUGUGUGAGGGGACCUCCCAACCUGAACCCUCGUGUUCGGCUGUCAGAAUCACAGCCAAUAAACACUACAGGAGCAAAACCUCUCAGGAAGGUGCUUUAAAAAAGAUGCAUGAGGAAGAACACCAUCAACAAAUGUCCAUCUUACAGCUGCAGCUGAUACAAAUGAACGAGGUGCAUGUGGCCAAAAUCCAGCAGAUAGAGCGGGAGUGUGAGAUGGCAGAGGAGGAGCACAGGAUAAAAAUGGAAGUUCUCAAUAAAAAGAAGAUGUAUUGGGAAAGAAAACUACAAACUUUCACCAAGGAGUGGCCUGUCUCCUCCUUUAACCGGCCCUUUCCCAAUUCACCCUAAGACUGUGGGGGCGGCUCCCCUGUAAGCGAUUCGGAACGUGAGCUCGCGGUCAGGACCUCCUAACAGAGCUACGACUAGGAAACUUAGCGACGGUAGUAGCCCCGUAUUUAAGAAUACGUUCAGGUAAACGGCCGCACCCCAUGCCCCCGCUGCCAAUGGCAAAGAAGCUGUUCCAGUCUCCUGAAAAUGAUCACUACGAGUGCUAGAAUUCUGAAUGUAAUGUCUCUUAAUUAGAAUUCAUAACGAGAACCAUGUGUGAGUGUUGUUGUUGUAUUUUUUUAAUCAGAUUGCAAGUGUGACUAUAAAGAAGUGUGGCUGAUUUUUUUCUUUUCUUUUUUUUUUUUUUUUUUAAGUAGACAGCAGAACUUUUCUCUCCAAAUGAACAUGCUGCUGUUGAAAGCAGCUAAAAGACCCUGGAGGCCACACGUUGUGGGGCUGUUGCUUAGAACUGGCUGGAGGUCUUUAGGGAACCUCCCUGGGAACACACACAGCACCUCUUGUUUUGUCUUUUGUUGUUUUUUUGUUGUUGUUGUUGUUUUUUGUUUCAUUUUGUUUUCAUUGUCAUUCUUUGAGUGGCUUUUCUGAUUUUAAACCAUCCAGCAUUUGGAAGGAUGUUUUCUAAUGUGGCUCAUAACCCCCCUUUGAAGGCCUUCACCCAAAGAGGGCUUGCAAAUAGUGGCUCUAACAGUUGGUAGCUUUGUAACUAAGGCUGUAACUGCUCUGAGGAAGACACGUGCAUUUAGAUUUCUAUGAUCUGUCCUGUCCGUUUUAUUAAAAGAGAAGACUUGCAA
This is a messenger RNA of Neogale vison (American mink), 1724 nucleotides long. RefSeq names its product Myb/SANT DNA binding domain containing 3 (gene MSANTD3). The transcript is spliced from 3 exons. The record is from RefSeq and is a predicted model, not a curated record. Lineage: Eukaryota; Metazoa; Chordata; Mammalia; Carnivora; Mustelidae. Bases 106 to 933 code for a protein of 275 amino acids.